AGUCCACCUCGUCUUAGUCCAAACUCGAACCUUAUUCCCCAAGUCUCCGAUCCCCCUACCCAAUUCAUCCCCGCUCCUUCCUCCAUUGCCGACGCCCCCUCGCUCUCGCAGCGGCGAGACGAGGCGGGGGCAACGAGACUGGGCGAUGGUGUUCAAGGCGCGCUUCUUCUCGUCCAAGAAGUCCGAUUCUUCCUCCAGCCCCGACGGAUCCAACAGCCCCGCCGGGUCUACCUUCGCCUCCACCUCUUCCGCCAGAUCCGAAAAGAAGAAGUCCAAAUCCCCCUCCUCCGUCUCCUCCCCCCGCCAUACUGUCAUCCACAACGCCGUCGAGAAGCACCACCUGCAGCAGCAGCUUCACAAGAAGAAGGAUAAGGAUGGGAAGGAGUCCAAGGGGAAGGAGGCCGCAAAUUCCCCUUCACCAAAACCUUCCCCUCCGACUGCCCCCUCCGCCCUCUCCAAGCUCCGGCGUACGCCGGCGACUGUGGCCGUGGAGGUUAAGGACGCCGAAGGGGCGCCCCCUAUCGCGGCCCUCUCCCCGAUCCUGGCUUCCUCGCUUGGCCUUAACCGGAUCAAGACUAGAUCAGGGCCGUUGCCGCAGGAGGGCUCCCGUGGAGAGCAUAGGAUGUCAGGCAUCGGGGGCAGCAAUUUAUCCAGAGCUGCCGGGUAUGUUUCGAUGACUGGAGGAAAGGCAGUCGGUGUUAGUAGUACAGGAACGAAGAAGGAUGGAAGGACUGUAGUCAAGGUCGCCGAGACGUCUACUAGCUCUUGGGUUGAUCGUGGCACAAGUGGGGCGAAGCAGUGGUCGACAAUUAGUGCGGAUGCUCCAUUUGAGCGGCAGGGCAACAUUGGAAAAGCUAUUGUAUCACGUAGUAAAUAUGUUGAUUUGAAAAGCAAUGCUACAUUUGCUUCAGAAGUGGAGUCCCCAUAUGAUGCUUGUGAAACACCAAAGGAAUCAGAAUCUCCUCGCUUUAAAGAAAUAAUGCAGGCUACCAGUGCACCGAGAAAGAAGAUGCCCGGAGAUGUGAAAAGCUUUUCCCAUGAGCUAAGCUCCAAAGGAGUACGCCCGUUUCCAUUUUGGAAGCCUCGAAGUACUUACAAUUUGAAGGAAGUAUUGAAAGUUAUUCAGGUGAAAUUUGAAAAAGCAAAGGAGGAAGUGAACUCAGAUCUGGCAAUCUUUGCUGGUGAUUUGGUUAGUAUAAUGGAGAAAAAUCUAGAAACUCAUCCUGAGUGGAAAGAAAUUUUGGAGGACUUGUUGAUACUUGCUCGGAGCUGUUGUGUUAUGACACCUGGUGAAUUCUGGCUUCAAUGUGAAGUCAUAGUUCAAGAUUUGGAUGACCGUCGCCAGGAGCUUUCCUCAGGAAUGCUUAAGAAACUUUAUACACACAUACUUUUUAUCCUUACUAGAUGCACAAGGUUGCUACAAUUUCACAAGGAACAUGGGUUUCCUGAGGAUGGGAUGGUUAUGGAUCCAGGAUCGAAAGUCAUGCUUUCUGCUGAGGUAGUAUCUGUCCCUUCCAAAGAUGGUAAAUAUAGCAGAUCUGAAAAAAAAUCUGUGGAGGCAGGGGUUGCAAGGAAGUCCUAUAGUCAGGAGCAACAUAACUUAAAAUGGAAAAGAAGCCAAGAGAUAAAACCUGUUGAUUUCUUCUCAGAAAAUAUAGCAAAGGAUGAUCCAUUUUCUACUAGGGAGCGAAUAUCUUCUUGGAAGGCUCUACCUUCACCAGCACCAAAGAACCAGAAAGAGUUUAAUCCAAUUGUUGAUGUAUCACUCAAUGCUAAAACUGACUCCUUAACGGCAGCCUCUAGUCAUCCCGAUCCAGUUAGCCUUAUUGAUGCACCCAGGUCUAAAUCUGUUUCUUCCAAGCAUCAACAUGAAGUUUCAUGGGACUUUUGGUCUGAUCAGCAGAGUAUUUCUGAAGAGGGGUCAAUUAUGUGUCGCAUUUGUGAAGAGUACGUUCCUACUUUGUAUGUGGAAGAACACUCAAAGGUAUGUGCUGUUGCUGAUAGAUGUGAUCAGAAAGGCUUAAGUGUUGAUGAGCGUCUCAUUAGAAUAGCUGAAAAAUUAGAGAAAAUGAUGGACUCUUAUGGACAAAAAGAUCUGCAUAAUCUCAACGGGAGCCCAGAUGUUACAAAAGUUUCGAAUUCAAGUGUAACAGAAGAAUCUGAUAUUCCUUCUCCAAAACUAAGUGAUUGGGCACAGUUAGCUUUGGCUGAUAUGGUUGAUUGUCUUCAUGAGUCAGAGAAUCCUCUUCUGUUAGAUGACCUGAAAAAUCUCCCAUCAAUGACUUGCAAGACUCGACCUAGUGCAAAAUCUGAUCAAGGAAUGACUACUUCAUCAGCAGGCAGCAUGACUCCACGAUCCCCUUUAAUGACACCAAGGGGUACUCAUAUAGACAUGCUUUUGACAGGGAUGAAUGCUGUUUCUGAGGGUGAUGAUUUUUCACAGAUGAACAAACUUGCUGAUAUUGCUCGCUGCAUAGCUAAUGCUUCAGUGGAUGGAGAAGGCUCCUUGAAUUAUUUAGUUUCUUGUUUAGAAAACCUACAAGAAGUUAUGAAUCGACGUAAACGUGAGGCACUUGCUGUGCAAACAUUUGCAACACGUAUUGAGAAGCUCCAUCGUGAGAAGUGCUUGCAGCUUUGCGAUUCAGUAGCCCCACUUGAGAUGGAAAAGGCUGAUGCAUUAGUUUCUGUUAUGGAUGAAGAAGAUGACAUAGUUCGAAGUUUGCGCGCGAGUCCUAUUCAUCAUCAUGCCAGCAAGGAUAGAACAUCUAUUGAUGAUUUUGAAAUCAUCAAGCCUAUCAGUCGUGGGGCAUAUGGUCGGGUUUUCUUGGCCAAGAAAAGAACUACAGGGGAUCUCUUUGCAAUAAAGGUCUUAAAAAAAGCAGAUAUGAUACGGAAAAAUGCUGUUGAGAGUAUAUUGGCCGAACGCAACAUUCUAAUUUCAGUUCGCAAUCCUUUUGUGGUUCGAUUUUUCUAUUCCUUCACAUCUCGGGAGAAUUUGUAUCUUGUGAUGGAAUACUUGAAUGGUGGAGACCUCUACUCGUUACUUAGAAAUUUAGGUUGCUUGGAUGAAGAUGUUGCUCGCAUUUAUAUAGCAGAAAUAGUGCUUGCACUGGAAUACUUGCACUCGUUGCGUGUGGUGCAUCGUGAUUUAAAGCCAGACAAUCUGUUGAUUGCUCAUGAUGGUCAUAUUAAGUUGACCGACUUUGGUCUUUCCAAGGUUGGUCUUAUUAACAGCACGGAUGAUCUCUCUGGCCCUGCUGUUAGUGGGACAUCAUUAUAUGGUGAAGAUGAACCCCAGGUGUCUGCAUCUGAGCAAUUGAAUCAGCGAGAUUCUCGGAAGAAACGGUCUGCUGUUGGCACACCUGAUUAUUUAGCACCAGAGAUACUUCUAGGAACAGGACACGGUGCAAGUGCAGAUUGGUGGUCUGUUGGUGUAAUUCUCUUUGAACUUAUUGUUGGAAUUCCACCAUUCAAUGCAGCACAUCCUCAGAAAAUUUUUGACAAUAUUUUGAAUUGUAAAAUACCUUGGCCCAAAGUCCCUGAAGAGAUGAGUUUUGAGGCCUAUGAUCUUAUUGACAAAUUAUUGACUGAGGAUCCUCAUCAAAGACUUGGAGCUGAAGGUGCAUCAGAAGUGAAGGAACAUAUGUUUUUUAAAGAUAUCAAUUGGGACACACUAGCGAGGCAGAAGGCUGCAUUUGUUCCUUCAUCUGAUAAUGCACUAGAUACCAGCUAUUUCACUAGUCGUUAUUCUUGGAAUCCUUCAGAUGAACAGAUAUAUGAAGCUAGUGAAUUUGAAGAUUCCAGUGAUGAUGGAAGUAUAAGUGGAAACAGUAGUUGUAUAAGCAACAAUCAUGAUGAACUGGGUGAUGAAUGUGGAGGAAUUGCUGAGUUUGAUUCUAUAUCGUCCGUUAAUUAUUCAUUUAGUAACUUCUCUUUCAAGAAUCUGUCACAGCUUGCAUCAAUCAACUAUGAUAUUCUCAGCAAGGGUUUCAAGGAGGAUCCGCGGACUAAACCUGAAAUUUAAGUUGGAUUCCUUUUGAAUGCUGCUUGAUUUAAACAUCUUUUUCUGAAAGAAAAAACUUCCAUGUCUCAUGUACAUCUUGUAAAUAGUUACAGGCUGAAGACAACUGCAGGAUGGUGCCUUUCAUCAUGUGGUCCGUUGCUGCAAUGUCUGCCUACAAUUUCAGUGUAGCAAAAAGUCUUUUUGAUUCCGUAUGGUUUCACCAGAACGGCUUUGCCAAUGAGAAUGUUGUCAGAUGAGUACUGCAUCUACUGUGGAUAAUUGCAGAUAUUCACUUUGAUUGGUAAUAUCUCCAACUAGUCAUGAUGUCUUCUGCCUCCUUGCAUGAUUUUGCAAAGAGGGAAUAGAGUCAUGUACAAGGGGAAGAGUGAGAGGACUGGCCCUUUAUGCUCUAUGGAUUAUAUUGGCGAACCAAUACUAUGUUCUUUCACUAAUUUAUGUCCCUUGCAAAAAAAUGAGAUCACAAACCCUCCCGUGGCUUACCAGAGUCCUUUUUCGUCGAUGUAUGCCACACUGUAUACCGCAUUAUUCAUGUCAAUGCAGUCAAUUUUGUACA
Zingiber officinale is the source of this 4577-nucleotide messenger RNA. Its product is annotated as probable serine/threonine protein kinase IREH1. The record is from RefSeq and is a predicted model, not a curated record. Gene Ontology annotation, biological process: intracellular signal transduction; peptidyl-serine phosphorylation. Gene Ontology annotation, molecular function: protein serine/threonine kinase activity; ATP binding. The transcript is spliced from 18 exons. The coding region runs from base 146 to 4024 and encodes 1292 amino acids. Lineage: Eukaryota; Viridiplantae; Streptophyta; Magnoliopsida; Zingiberales; Zingiberaceae.